CUUGGAACCUGAGAUCUCCGCGGGAUGGUUAACGAUGUAUUCUGCCAGAACAUUCUUCUCCACGCUGUAAGCCUGUGUCCCUGAGCUAGUCUCAACUGGGAGUGAUAAAUUCCUCGUCCUAACCGGGGCGUGGCGACUGGUGGUGUGGUGGCUGCUACGGCUCCACGACUCUUGUAACCGACAUGACACGAGGUGAGAACACAACAGUAUUUACCUCUAAUUUUCAUGUAAGAUUGAGAAAUUGUGCAGCUUAAUGGAUACUCGGAAAUUUCCGUUUAAUGACAGUGGGUCUAAAAUACGACAAAUGUUAAUAUUACCUUAGUUAUGGUGACAUAAGCGUUCAUACCGUUGCGCUUACGUCUAAAUACGGGGAAUAGGUUAUAAAUGCGACAAUCACCACCUCCGAACGGAUAGCAAUUCUAAAUCUCCAAUCUCUGUGAUGGCCUUCGAAAUACAGCCACUAAAUGCUAUUGCGGACUUGGAAGAGGUUACAAAGCUUCUGUCUGUAACCUCAAACAUCCAGGAGCCGAUGAAAACAAUUUUAGGGGACGCUUCUCCCGAAGAUAAACAGAGUCUAAUUUUUCAUUCCUGUCGCGAUUGGUUAAUGAAACCAGGAGCAAUUGGCUUUAAGAUGGUUAAGACCUCUACCAACAAGAUAGUAUCAUUCUUCAUCGUCCAACGCCCUCAUGCCAUAACGGAAAAUAAGAAAACAACUGUGCCUCCACCAAUAGAAUAUCCGCUAGGAAUGAAUAAGGAGCUAUUCAGAGAAUUUCAUGGUAUCAGCGUGGGACUCAGGGGAAGAAAUGGAUUUGACCCAGCAAGAGAUUAUAGUGGCAGCAUGAUUGCAACUCUCCCAGAUUAUCAAGGACAAGGACAUGGGAGACGUUUAGUCGAAACAGGACUGAAAAUGGCCGACACAGAGGGUAAAACAUGGUAUGCUGGGUGUUGGCCAGCGUCCGUGCCGCUGUAUGAAAAAAUAGGAGGGUUCGAAUAUAUAACUGAGGAGUCGAUAAAUAUGAGCAGCCAUGGCGGUGAAGGAGUACUCUCCAUGAAGCUCUUUGUGCGCAAGCCUAGUGGAACUACCGAUUAGCUGAGUGAGGUAAGUUGGCAAUAGCUCAGUUGAGUGACGCCUCGCUCUGUUGAUUACCUGUUAGUUGGCUGCCAAUUUGACUAGAAUGCUAUAUAGCUCGCAGAACAGCUCGGCCCAAUCAUUAGAUAGAUAUUAGUAUAGGUUAUUCACA
This is a messenger RNA of Pseudogymnoascus verrucosus, 1241 nucleotides long. RefSeq lists its product as uncharacterized. Bases 440 to 1090 code for a protein of 216 amino acids. The record is from RefSeq and is a predicted model, not a curated record. Lineage: Eukaryota; Fungi; Ascomycota; Leotiomycetes; Thelebolales; Thelebolaceae. The transcript is spliced from 3 exons. Gene Ontology annotation, molecular function: acyltransferase activity, transferring groups other than amino-acyl groups.